Phalacrocorax carbo (great cormorant) is the source of this 4479-nucleotide messenger RNA. The record is from RefSeq and is a predicted model, not a curated record. NCBI's taxonomy places the organism in Eukaryota, Metazoa, Chordata, Aves, Suliformes, Phalacrocoracidae.
GGGCGCGCGGCGGCAUGGCGGCGUAGCGCGGGGUGGGGGGGGCGGCAUGGCGCUGCUGCGGCUGCGGGCGGCGCUGCUGGGCCCGGCCCGGCUGCGGGGCGCCGGGAUCCCAUGGAGUGUUCUCAGGAACUACUCUAACGCCAGCGCCAAGGAGAAGGCGAGGAGAGAUCCUGCUGUCUGUGAGAGGACAGAGCUGCUGGAAGUGCUGAAGGCUCGAGUGAAGCAGCUCCAAGCCAGUAACGUGCCGGAGGCAACAGUCAACAAAGUGGAGCUGGCCCCGCUGGGGAAUGACAAGUACCAGGACCCGCUGCAGAAAGUUGUGGCUCCUGGCCCCACGGAGGAUCAGCCUGCUCCCAGGGGCCAGGAUGAGAGCCCAGCCCGGCCCAGCAGCUGGGUAGAGAAGUUGAAGAAGGAGAUGUACAUCCGGCAACUGAAGGUGGAGCGGAAGUUAUCCAUCGCUGCCUCCCAGCUGGCUCUGGAGGGCCAGGCCAAGGCCAAACCAAAGGGCAAGGCGAAGACCAAAGCUAAAGCCAAGAAGAGCCCAAAGGCUAAAGUGGCUGCUGCCCGGAGCCAGAGCCAUGCUGGCCCCCACAGCGUCUAUGCCCACAGCAAGCCCAGGGUGGCAGCACUGAAGGAGGGUGCAAAGCCGCAGAGGCGUCAGAGGGUGCUGGAGGACAAGGACAGCAGCCAGUACAAGAUCCUGCAGCAGACCAUCCAGUCCAACCUCGAAUGCUUCCUCUUCUUGCAGCAGCCAGAGGAGGCUGAGAAGUUCCUUUUCUUGUACCACAGCUCCCCUGGGAAGAGAAGGCUUUUGAAUGUCAGUGCGUACAACAUCGUGAUGCGUAGCUGGGCAAGAAAGGGCUGCUUGCAGCGCAUCAACCGGCUGUUUUCCAUGCUGGAGUCCGUCGGCCUCCGGCCCAGCCUGGACUCCUACGCGGCAGCGCUGGAGUGCAUGGGCCGGAACCAGUCAUCCACCAAAGCCAUCUGGAGAUAUGUGCAGCAGCUGAAGAACGAUGGCUUCCAUGUGGAUGAGCUCUUUCAAAAGUGCCUGUUUGAGGAAGAUGAGAAGGAGAAAGUGCUGAAGGCCAUCAGGAUUGUCCAGCCCAACUACCAGCUGCCCCCUCCACCCAGCCCUCAGACCUGCAAGUCGUCUCUCCUCCAGGACUUCUACUCCAAGGAGAAGAUGAUGCCAUACCCCAAGCUGGAUUUCUCUGCACAGGAGCUGCAGGAGCGCUUUCAGCAGCAGCUGGAGAUGGAGCUGGACAACACUGUAACCAUCGAGUCAGUGGAGUCAACCAAACCUCUGACCCCGCAAGCCAUUAAAGCGCGCAAACUGCUGGCCACCCUUCGUUCCCAGUGGCAUGACUCCAUCCUCCAGGCCCUGCAGAAGUCGAAACGCAACAUGUCCAAGCUCAAGACGGGGGCAGGGUACAACAUUCUCUACCCCUACAUGUGCCUGCUGUCGGAUGAGGAGUACGUGAGCAUCAUGCUGCAGAUCCUCAACACCCUCUCUCCACAAGGAGAAUCCCUGGCUGUCUUGGCCAGGGACCUGGGCUCCAAAGUCUACAACAGAUACAUCACCCAGAGGAAGCUGCGCAGCCACCAGCUGGAGAAGGUGCAGGAGGUCUACAAGAACUACAUCCACCUGCUGGCAAAGGACAGCCAGCCUGAACAGUACUUGCCACGGGAGUACUGGGAGAAGCUGGUGGCAGAAGCAGGCUUUGGGCCUUCCUUGAACUUGAAGGACUGCAGCUGGCCAUACAUGCUCCUCAUGCGCCUGGGCAUGUACAUGCUGGAACUCCUGCUGCAGGCUGUCAAGGUGCCCAGGAACAUCCUCAAUCCUCGCCUGGAGCCCAGGCUUAUCCCCGUCCUCUACCACGUCUACUCCUUCCGCAGCAGCUGGCAGAUUGGGCUGAUAAAGCCCCAUCCCGUCUUCUCCCAGAUUGUGUCAGAUGCUGCAGAGACCUUGCUGACCUUUAACUCCUCCGCCAUACCUAUGCUGUGCCCCCCAGUACCUUGGACCUCCCCCAACUUUGGCGCCUUUGUCCUGAAUGACACCAAAUUGAUGCGCUUUGUGGAUGGGGCCAUCCAGCACCAGCUGCUCCUGGAGCAGUGUCCUCCUGUGAACCUCCACCCUGUGCUGGAUGCCCUCAACCAGCUGGGCAACUGCGCCUGGAAGAUUAACCAGCCGGUGCUGGAUAUCAUCAUCUCCAUCUUCAAUGACAAAGGCAAUGAGAAGCUGGACAUCCCACCGCCCAUCUCUGAGGCCCCCAGGCCGCCUCCUACUCCGAGCAAUUCCUCCACCUGCAACAAGUCCCAGAAGCACGAGUUGUUGCUGUGCAAGAAGAAGGCAGCUGAAAUGCACAGCUUGCGCAUGGAUGCGCUCUAUAAGCUCUCCAUUGCCAACUACGUCAGGGACAAGGUGUUCUGGUUUCCUCACAACAUGGAUUUCCGAGGCAGGACUUACCCUUGCCCACCUUAUUUCAACCACCUUGGUAAUGAUGUCACCCGGGCCAUCCUGCUUUUCGCAGAGGGAAGGCCGCUGGGGCCCAAGGGCCUUGACUGGCUGAAGAUCCACCUCAUUAACCUCACGGGGCUGAAGAAGAAGAACGCUUUGCAGGAGCGGCUGGAGUAUGCCAAUGAAAUCAUGGAGGAGAUCCUGGACUCAGCCGACCACCCGCUCACGGGCAAGAAGUGGUGGAUGAACACCGAUGAACCCUGGCAAGCCUUGGCAUGCUGUAUGGAAAUCGCCAAAGCCUCACGGUCCCCGGAUCCAGCAGCCUACAUCUCCCACUUCCCAGUUCACCAGGACGGCUCUUGCAAUGGUCUGCAGCACUACGCAGCUCUUGGCCGGGACCUUAUUGGCGCCACGUCUGUCAAUCUGAUGCCCUGCAGCAUCCCCCAGGAUGUCUACAGUGCGGUGGCCCAGCAGGUGGAGGAGUUUCGGAAGAAGGAUGCUGAACAGGGGGUGAAGGUCGCCCAGGUGCUGCAAGGCUUCAUCAGCCGCAAGGUGGUGAAGCAGACGGUGAUGACGGUGGUGUACGGUGUCACGCGCUACGGCGGGCGGCUACAGAUGGAGAAGCGUCUCAAGGAGAUUGACGAGUUCCCUGAGGAAUACUUGUGGGAAGCGUCUCACUACCUCGUAAAGCAGGUGUUCAGUAGCAUCAAGGAGAUGUUCUCAGCAACUCGAGAUAUUCAGAACUGGCUGACGGAGAGUGCCAAGCUCAUUGCCCAGUCGGGGCGGACAGUGGAGUGGGUCACGCCGCUGGGUCUCCCCAUCGUGCAGCCCUACUAUCGGUCGAAGUCCACUGUGCUGAAUUGCAGCAUACAGAACUUGAGUGUGAAAAGCUCCAACAGUAACCAGAAGCCUGAUACAGUGAAGCAGAAGAACGCCUUCCCACCCAACUUCAUCCACUCUCUGGACUCCACACACAUGAUGCUCACGGCCCUGCACUGCCUCAGGCAGGGUUUGAGCUUCGUCUCAGUCCACGACUGCUACUGGACUCACGCGCUCACCGUGGAUGUCAUGAACCAGAUCUGUCGGCAGCAAUUUGUGGCUCUGCACAGCGAGAAGAUCCUGCAGGAUCUGUCUGAGUUCAUGCUGGAGAAGUACUGCAGCCCUGGCAGAGAGACUAGAGCCCUCUGGCAGAAGAAACUGAUGGAGCAGCUGUCGAAUGUCCCCAAGACAGGCGCAUUCAACCUGAAGAAGGUGAUGGAUUCCACUUACUUCUUCAGCUGAGCCCCAACAGCCAGUGGGGCCCUGGACUACCUCUGGACUGCGGGCUGGCUCAGGGGCUGCGGUAGGCACUGGCCUGCGAGGCUCCUCUGUCCCGCAUCUCAUGGGGAAAGUGGGUUCAGCUGCCAGCCCAGCAAAAGAUACCUGCCCAACACUGAGGUGCUGGGACAAACUGGGACUCCUCGAGGAGUGCAGGAGCAGCCACGAGGGGCUGGUGAGGGACAGGGUGUCUGUGCUAUUUGCUGUUACUACCUGCUUCCCAGGCAUGGGGCGAUGGCAUCAAGCCCUAGGGAGGGCUGCAUCUCUGGUGUGGGGGCAAAGGGGUGGUGGUAGAUGGGGCUGGCUCCCCUCGGUCCUCACCCUGGCACGAUGUGCCCGCCGCUGCUGCGAGCUCCAGAGCUCGCCUGGCUCGUGCUGGUCCUGGAGUGCCAUCCUGCUCCACCAGCGGGACGCGGACCUCCUUGAGUGUCAGGCCCUUGCCUGGAGGGGCAGGCAGCCGGCCGUGGCCCCAGCAGGAGCCUCCUGCCCUGCUCCGGCUGCAGGGUGGGUGCUGCUCUCCAUGCCCUGCUCCAGCGGCAGGGCUCUAUCGCUGCCCUCCCCUAGCACAGCCUCUGCAGCUCCUGACUCUCAUUUCCAGGGAUCGGUUUCAAUUCUGCUCACUGGGCCUCAGACAGGCAAAACCACUAACACAUUGGGUGGAGGUGUACGAUACUGUAAAUAAAGUGUUUUUUUGAAAUACUAGA